This is a messenger RNA of Daucus carota subsp. sativus, 2028 nucleotides long. RefSeq lists its product as uncharacterized. Lineage: Eukaryota; Viridiplantae; Streptophyta; Magnoliopsida; Apiales; Apiaceae. Gene Ontology annotation, molecular function: zinc ion binding; nucleic acid binding. The coding region runs from base 1 to 2028 and encodes 675 amino acids. The transcript has 2 exons. The record is from RefSeq and is a predicted model, not a curated record.
AUGGAAACGAGAUUUACUCGUAUAAUCGAUGAAUUAGCUCAACUCGGAAAGAACUAUACUCAAAACGAGAAUAGAGUUCUUAAAUCAUUGCCUCCGAGUUGGAAAGUUAAAGUUACUACAAUCAAAGAGAUGCAUAAUAUCAAUGAUUACCACAUCGAUAACUUAUUCGGAAAUCUUCGUGCAUACGAAGAAGAUAAUAUUCUGGAUCUUGUCAUUCCUAAAGUGGAAGACAAAAAGAAAAAUAUGGCACUAAAGUCCAUAUUAAUCGAUGAGGAUGAAAACGACGAAGAUUUAAACGAAGAAAUAGCUCUUCUAACGAGACAACUUCGUCGUGUGCUUCAAAGCAAAGCUCAAAGAUACGGAAAAGGCUUCCUUAAAUCAAAUAAUCAACAAAGAGGCAAGAUCAAUCAAAACCCUAAUGGCUAUAAUAAUGCCAACAAUAAUAAUACUUACACUCCUCCAAAGCCAAAGGAACAAAAUUCGGAGGAAACACAAGAUGUGUGUUUUGAGUGUAAGCAACCCGGUCACUUUAAACGAGAAUGUCCUAAGCUUUCUAAAGGACGAACUCUCGUGGCCGAAAAUGGAUGGGAUUUGAGUGAAGACGAAGAGUCAUCGGAAGCAAAUGAAGAAGUGGUUAAUCUUUGCUUAAAUGCUCUAGAGGAUGAAGCUUCAUCAACGGAUGUCUCCACGUCAAAUCAAGAGGUACGUAUUUCUUCUAUGUCUUUACAUAAUCAACAACUUCUUAAUCUAUCUGAUUUGAAUUUAUUAGAUAUUUGUAAAAACGACUUGAUUGAUCUAUUGAUGGAAAUGAGUAGACAAAAUAAUCAACGAUUUCUUACUUUAUGGUCCGAGAAAGAAAAGAUUGAUGAUUUAUAUAAAACUCAAACAGAAGAGUUGUCUCGGAUCAAGGAAUCAAACCUCAUAUACGAGGAAGAAAACUCAUCUCUUUGUGAACAAAAUGAUCUCUUGAAAAAUGAGAUUAAUGAGAACAAGGAUGUUGUUAUUAAAUUAAAGAUCGAAAACACAUCCUUGGUCUUACAAAACGAAGAGUUGAAAAACAAGAAGCUACAAAUAAAUGAGAAUUCUCAAAAGCUUCAUGUUGACUUACUAAACUUGAAAAUUCAAAAUGAGUCAUUAACUCAUGAGGAGUCAACUUUGUUUUUCCAACAAAAUCUCGAAAAUGUUCAAGCCUUGAAAGAAAAAGAUGAAAAAUUCGAGUUUGAAACUCAAAGGCUUAAAGAUGAACAUUCAAAGAUCUUAGAUCAAGUUUUAAAUCAAGAAAAGAUUUUAAACGAAAAGAUUAAAGUCUUGAGCAAAGAAAAAGAAGAUCUUGAGAUUACAAUUCAAAAGUUCACAAAAGGAAAUGAGAUGUUGGAUCGAAUGGUACAUUCAAAGAUAUCCUAUAAUCAUGAAGGAUUAGGAUAUGAUAAAAAUGCUCAACCAAAAGAGUUUGUACAAAAUAAACAAACUACUUUUGUUCCCGCUACACCAAUACAUAAAUGUUCUUAUUGCAACAAGAAUGGACAUACCAUUCAAUAUUGCAAAUUUAAGAAUGGUGAGAUUAAAGGGAAGCACAUAUGGGUUCGAAAAGGAACUAAACCAUAUGUGAAGGUUGAACAUGUACCAAACAAAAAUGUUUCAUCUACUCAAAGGCAACCAAGGUUUAGUUAUGUUCAAAAACCUAUUGCUUACCAAAAUAGAAACACAAGGUAUAAUGCUAGUUCAAAUGGUGAAUCAUCUAGAAGUCAUUAUAUUCCUAGUCAACAUUUCUAUCAUCAAAAUGCCAUGUAUUAUCGAAAUGAUAGAAAUAACAUGUAUCGAGGUGGAAACUCACAAAGAUAUAAUUAUUCGAAAAACACUCGAUAUGUUGAUAACAAUGUGUAUGCUAGGAAUUAUGCAUCUAGAAACUCUUAUAUGCAAAAUUAUGCUUAUACCAUGCCUAGUUUCUAUCAUGCGAAUUCAAAUGCUUUUUAUAAUACACUAACCCAAGGACCCUCAAGACAAAAGGGUACCAACAAAUUUAAUUGA